Molecule: messenger RNA, 2389 nt
Organism: Oncorhynchus masou masou (cherry salmon)
Lineage: Eukaryota; Metazoa; Chordata; Actinopteri; Salmoniformes; Salmonidae
Exons: 13
Coding region: 820-1485 (221 amino acids)
Source: RefSeq, a predicted model, not a curated record
AACAAAGCAUUUACCUAUUUUCUGUCCAAAAGAAACGUUAGUGUUUUAAAGCUGUUUUUGAUAUCCUCACUACAGCACUCCCAGAGUAUGGUGACGCAGGUCAAGUCCUAUCCUACCUUACUGGCACAUAGGAAGGCCAAUGUCAGACACAGAUGACAGGACAGACGCCCAGUGUAGGUCCCUGUUACUUACCAAAGUUAAUUAUUAUCAAAGUGAAUGUAAUUGAAGCAGCAGUGAUGCGUCGUGCUGCUUUGAAGACAAACAGUGUACCGGUAUGUUCACAUUACACCAUACCCUUGUAUGCAAAAUGUGUUUGUGGUAUUAUGUUGGUCUGCAGUGGCAGCACCAUCCCCAAGUCCAGGCUGAUUACCUGGGACCCCUUGGAGGACUUUGUGAAGACCAGCCACAUGGUCAACACACCUGUACAGACCAUGCACAUCAUGGGGGACCUGGGACCAGCGGGCAAACCCUGGUUAAAAGGAGAAGGAAUGCUUGUGCAUGGUAAGAGCAGAUGCAAAUGGAGUGGUUACCAUCAAACCAGAGUUCAACAAAGGCAAGGAGCACUACAGGCCAGUGACCCGCACCCGCUGAAGUCAAAAUGUUUUACCCCUAGCUCAAGUUGAGACGGAGGGGGAGAAGAGAGAGGUGGGGCAUCAGACCAGAGGAGACGGAACAGCAACAGUGCAUAUAUAGACCGUUAUGUACGUCAUAAAGACUACCUCAACAGCUUGGUUGGCCAGGACUGAAAUGAAUUUACAAUGUUGAAUGAUGCAUUGCCCAACAAACUGCAUAUAAUGGAUCUAAUUUACUGAAAGAAAGAUGGAUCGUAAUGAUGAGAGAAUCAAAAGAGCUUUAAGACGCCGUCCUUAUGUGUUGAAACCAGUGAGGGUGAACACCCCUGAUUCCGUGUUGUGGCCAACCGGCAAGGUGCACAGAAGGCCAAAGCCUUCUAAUUCAGUGCAGACCCCUCAGAUCCACAAAAGGCCUCCAAUCAUUGUGAGCUAUGGGCAGGACCAGACAUCUGGGGAUGGAUGGAGCAUCUAUCCAGAGCCUCUCAGCCAGUCUGGAAGGGUGACUCGGAUAAUAGAGAGAGAAUAUCAUGACGUGAUCUCAUCCUCCAGUUCUGAUGACUUUUCCAUCUACUCCUUCACUGACUGUGAAUCUGAGUGUGAUGAUGAGGAUCAUGAAAGGAGGACACCAAAGCUGAAAGUUGAGAAUGGAAAGGUGACAAAGCUUGAUGUGAAGGAUAUGGACGAGGAUGAUGAUCUGUCUCUCCACUCCUUCGAUGAGUCAGACUUCCUGAGCCCAGGGGAGGUCUCAGGUCCUGUAUCUGUCAAGAAUGGCCUCUCUCCUCUUGUAACCUCAGCACACCGGACACUGGCUGAAACCCUACGGGCCCUGCCCUCUGCUGUAGGCUCUCCCUACCCAGUAAAUGUUCCAAGGCCUCGGAGUCCUCUCAACCCUGUCAUUAUCGCUCCGCCCUAAACAGAGAACUUUCCAUACCGCCACAGCCCUCGCCUGGCUCCCAUCACCAAUGUGAGCGAGACCGGCAGGAAGCUGCUUCAGGAAAUGGCUGGAGUGGCCCCACAGGUUUCUUCAGUGGCUGCUGCCCAAACUGAGAUGUUCAAAGACAUAAUGGCCAACUAUUACUUCUACCACACACACGCACACACACACACACACAUAGAUUUUGAGUAUUGGUUAUUCCUACAACACACACAAACGUAAUUUCAGAGACAGGAACUAUGAUUAGCAAAAUACAUAUUUUGGUCUCAUUCUUAUAUUUUGAGACAUGCAGCAUUUUUAAUUUUUUUUACAUUAUAUUGAUCCCUAUACAGCCUAUGAUAAUGAGCUGGAUUUACAUGCUUAGGCGUGGAAAUAUAGCCAGGAGAAGCAGUGUCAACACCUCUACUCAUACCAUAAGUGCCUUGACAUCUUUAGUAACCACAGAGAGAUAAGACCUCUGUCUCCACAGUCUCAUGCAAAGGACAUCACCAACCUUAGGGCAGUGUCACUGGUAUUGGGGUCUUCGGUCUCCUUUGGCCAAAGUGAAGAGUUGAGGGCCCCUUACUGGUCUCCUUGCAAUAUCUGGUCUCCCACACAGAGAUGGAAAUCUACACCUGUUUAGACCUUGGAGGAUAUGGCUUCAGAUGAAAGACAGCAGAGAGAUGCAGAACGUAAAAGCUUCAAACACUGUGAUAUGCAAAUGUAGGACCAUUGUACACUGAAGUGAAGCAUGCAUCUGGUCUGAAGCAUGUCAAAAGAGUAGAAAUGAACUGGGACUGGAGGAAUACAUCACAUUUAAACUAAAUUAGCAUCCGUCUGAUGUAGCUACACUCAUCUGUACUUGAAUUGUGCUGUUUGAAACGUGGUUUUCCAAUAAAGAUUU